AUGUCCAUUCUAUCUAUCUAUCUAUCUAUCUAUCUAUCUAUCUAUCUAUGUCUCUGCCUGUCUCAUUCUUUCUCUCUUUUCAUAAACGUCAUUGCUUCCGUUUUUUCUUUUUUUUUUUCUUUGUCUUCGUUACGUUUUCUUUAUUUUCAAAAGAUGCUUUCUUUUUCCAAAAUUUUCUUUCUUUUUUCUUUCUUUCUUUCUUUCUUUCUUUCUUUCUUUCUUUCUUUCUUCUUUCUUUCUUUCUUUCUUUCUUUUUUCUUUCUUUCUUUCUUUCUUUCUUUCUUUCUUAAAUAUUUCUUUUCUUUAAAAAAAAAUCUUUCUCUUUAUCGUAUAUUGUUUUUUUUUUGUCCGAAAUGGUCUUUAAAAACAUUUUUCCUUAUUUCUUUCUCUCAAUCUUGCUUUAUUAUAUCUAUCUAUCUAUCUAUCUAUCUAUCUAUCUAUCUAUCUAUCUAUCUAUCUAUAUUAGGUAUUUAUAAACCCAGCGAUGGUCAGCGAGCAUUUUCUUUCGUUCCUCUUUUUCUAUCUUUCUCUCUUUCUUUCGGUCUUCCCCGUAAUUUUAUUUUACCUUUUAUUUUCUUCUUGUUUUCAGUCAUAUUCGUAUUCUUUUUUUCUUUUUUAAUGUUUUUUCAAUACCUUCUUUUUGAUUUUUUAAUCAUUUCUUUCUUUCUUUCUUUCUUUCUUUCUUUUCAUUUUUUUUAUCUUUUGUCUUUUUGUUUAAUCUAA
This is a messenger RNA of Acanthosepion pharaonis, 723 nucleotides long. The record is from the annotation of a GenBank genome assembly. Lineage: Eukaryota; Metazoa; Mollusca; Cephalopoda; Sepiida; Sepiidae.